Messenger RNA from Aethina tumida (small hive beetle), 1431 nucleotides. RefSeq names its product tigger transposable element-derived protein 1-like. The transcript has a single exon. Lineage: Eukaryota; Metazoa; Arthropoda; Insecta; Coleoptera; Nitidulidae. Gene Ontology annotation, molecular function: DNA binding. The record is from RefSeq and is a predicted model, not a curated record. Gene Ontology annotation, cellular component: nucleus. Bases 1 to 1431 code for a protein of 476 amino acids.
AUGGAAGUGGCGUUAUCAUUAUGGAUCGAAGACCGCAACCAAAAAAGGGUGUCCCUGACUGGUCCAAUGGUUCGGGAGAAGGCAAAACUUCUUUAUGCACAUUUUAAAGAACCUGGUGGUAGUUGUGGUGGUGAAUGUACGGAUGGAGGAUUUCAAGCAUCGGAAGGUUGGUUCAAUAAAUUUAAAGUGAGACAAUCAUUGCAUAGCAUUAAUAUCGUUGGAGAAGCUGCAUCUGCAGACAUUGUUGCAGCAAAAAGAUAUUUAGAAGAAUUUACAAAUCUAGUAGCUGAUGGAGGAUACAAACCUGAGCAAGUAUUUAAUGCAGAUGAAACUGCACUGUUUUGGAAGAGAAUGCCAAAAAAAACAUUCAUUUCUAAAAACGAAAAGUCUGCUCCUGGAUUUAAGGCAGCAAAGGAUAGAGUUACACUGCUGCUCUGUUCUAAUGCAUCUGGAGAUUGUGUCAUUAAACCAUUGAUGCUUUACAGAUCGUUAAAUCCUCGUGCUUUAAAAAAUCAAAACAACGACGACCUGCCAGUGUUUUGGCGUGCUAAUAAGAAAGCUUGGGUUACAGGAGCUAUUUUUUGUGACUGGUUCUGGAAUUGUUUUGUUUCUGAAGUUGAAACUUAUUUGAAAAAAAAGAAUUUAGACUUUAAAGCAGUUCUAAUUUUGGAUAAUGCACCAGGUCAUCCUCGCGAAUUGGAAACUAUGCAUCCAAAUAUAAAAGUGACAUUUUUACCUCCAAACACGACGGCUUUGCUUCAACCUAUGGACCAAGGAAUAAUCCAGGCCUUUAAGCUCUAUUACAUCAGACGAACCUUCAAAAUCAUAUUGGAUAAUAUGGAAUGUGAUCCUGAUAUGAAUGUUAUGGAAUGCUGGAAGAAAUUUGACAUAGCAAAAUGCAUCGUAAACAUAAAAGAAUCACUGGAAGAACUGAAGCCAAACACAUUGAAAUCAUGCUGGAAAAAACUGUGGCCUGCUCUGACUGCGAAAAAUGACGAGGAAUUUGAUCAAAUUCAAACUUUGACUGCAAACAUAGCCGAAAUUGCGAAUGGAAUAGGACGACAUGGGUUCGAACAGAUAGAAUCAAGCGACAUUCAGGAGUUGCUUGAAUCGCAAGAUGAAGAUUUGUCUGAAACCGACUUGGAGGAAAUGCUAAAUUCACAGCCCAUUGAAGAAGAGGCUUCAACAACCACUGGAAACGUGACUUUUAAUUUGAAUAACCUUAGUGAAGGUUUAAGAAUGGCAAAUGAGCUUUGUGAUUUCUUUAUGAAAAUUGAUCCGUGUAUGGAACGAAGUCUUAUUUUUAAGAGGCAAAUUACUAAUGCUACUGCUGAAUAUCAGUCUGAAUUGAAAGAGCUUCUAAAAACUGCCAAGCAAGAAAAAAUUACAAAAUUCUUUAAGCCAUUGCCUAAGCCUGAAAAUAAUAAUUAA